Molecule: messenger RNA, 3353 nt
Organism: Hypomesus transpacificus
Lineage: Eukaryota; Metazoa; Chordata; Actinopteri; Osmeriformes; Osmeridae
Product: mucin-5AC-like
Exons: 7
Coding region: 10-2808 (932 amino acids)
Source: RefSeq, a predicted model, not a curated record
GAAUCCACAAUGUUUGAACCAACAACAGUUGUAACUGCAGAUUCCACCACAACCGCACAACCAACCACAACUUUAAUAGAUGAAUCUUCAAUGUUUGAACAAACAACAGUUGUGACUGCAGAUUCCACCACAACUGCACAACAAACCACAACUGUCAAGGUUGAAUCUUCAACAACUGCGGAUUCUACUAUCAGUGAUGGGAUCACUACAACAGCAAAGCCAACCACAAUUGUAACUGCAAAUUCCACCACAACUACACAACAUACCACAACUUUCAUACAUGAACCUUCAACAACUGCGGAUUCUACUAUCAGUGAUGGGAUCACUACAACAGCAGAGCCAACCACAACUGUAACUGCAAAUUCCACCACAACUACACAACAUACCACAACUGUCAUACAAGAACCUUCAACAACUGCAGAUUCCACGAAAACUAUCAGUGAUGGGUUCACUACAAGUGCACAACCAACCACAACUGUCAGUGUUGAAUCCAUAACAACGGGUAAAGCAACCACAAUUGUUACUAGCAGAUCCUCUACAACUUCUCAUCCAACUACAACUUUCAGUUAUGUUUCCACUACAACAGUUGAACCAACAACAACUGUUACUGAAGGUGAAACCACAAUUGUACAACCAACCACAACAGUAACAGAGGGGCCAACAGCAACUCUACAAAAAACUACACCUGCUACUGACAAAUCCACAACAAUUAAACCAACUUCGACAGUCACUGGUGUAUUAACUACAACUGCACAGCCUACCACAACCAUCACUGAGGGAUUCACAACAAUAGGUGAAACAAUCACAACACUCAUUAGUGGAUCAUCUACAACUGCUCAGGGUUUCACAACUGUCAAGGAUGGAUAUGCUGCACCUCCACAACCAAGUACAACUGCACUCAGUAUGUCCUUUACCACUGCACAACCAACCACAACUAUGACUGAGGGAUCAACAACAACAGCUGAACCAAAUGUAGCUUUCACUUACAAACUCACAAUGCCUGAGCCAUCCUCAACUGUCACCAUUGUGUCCACUGCCACUGCUCCACCAACUGCAAGUGUUACCACUGGAUCCACCAACACUACCCAACCAGCCACAACUUUUACCAAUGGACCUGAAACCAUUGCACAAACAAUCACAACUGUCCCUGACCAACCCACAACUAUUAAACUGACCACAAUCAUCUCUGGUGGAUCGACUACAAUUGCUCAAACAACUGCUCAGUCAACAAUGGCGUAUUCUGUUGGAUCCACAACAAUGACUCAACCAAUCAUGACUUCCAAUAGUGGAUCCACAAAAACAGGCGAACCAACCCCAACUGUCACCAGUGAAUCUAGUAUAACUGCUGUGCCACUCACAACUGUCACUACAACUACACAACCAACAACAGUCACUGGCCAGUCCACUACAACUGCACAGUUACCUCAAAAUGACACCCGGGGAUCUACUUCAACUGCAAAGCCAACCACAGCUUUCACUGGCGGAUCCACCACAAUUGCACAAUCAACCACAACUGUCACCAGUGAAUCCACUACAACUGCACAAUUAACUUCCACUGUCACAAAUGGAUCUACUACAACUGCUCAGCCAGCUACAAGUGUUACUGGUGGAUCCAUCACAACCGCACAACCAACUGUCACUGACCAUUCCACUACAACUGCACAAUUACAAAUCACAACAGUCAAUGGUGGAUCUACAGGACAAUUUGCCACAAUUAUCAUUGGAGGAUCCACAACAACCUCUCAACCAACUACAGCUUCAAGUACCAAAGCAAACAAUACCACCCUACCACAAACCACAUCAACUGCAAAUACCACAACAAGAAUAACCAGCACUACAAUAACCACCACACCUGUUCCACCUCUAGUUGUAGGUCUACAAGUUACAAUACAACAAAUCUUUUUAGUAGCUUAUACCAAACCUCAAAGCAGAGAAUUUAAGGAUUUAGCUGUCAGAAUUGUUGCAGUGUUUGACGUGAUUUACCAAACAAAAUAUGGAGUUAAAUUUGUCAGGACAAUUGUGGUUGCAUUCAGACAGGUAACUAUCACUCGGAUGGGUAACACUGAAGCAGAAAUUGAGCUGGUGUUCAAUGACACGUCAACUAUACCACAUACUGACAUUGUGAAUACACUUAAAGAGGCGGUUUCCGAUCCAAACUCUACAUUCAAUUUAACUCUGGAUACCAACUCUGUAACAGUUAUUCGAGCUCCAGAUAUGACCACUUCUACAACAGAAACUCCAAUCGUUACAACUCUCAUGGUUACCACCUCAGGUGCAGACACUACCGUGACCACAGCCACCACCUCUACAAACAUUACUCCUGCAACCACCACUGUUGAGACAUCUAUCACUUUGGCAACCACAACUGCACUUAAAAGUGUGAAAUUGGUUUUCAAAUCGCUACGGGAGACCGAUACAACUGACUUGUCAAAUUCUGCCUCUAUGGCUUUCAGAACUCGGGCUUCUCUAAUAACAACUGAGCUUGAACCUGUCUUUAAAAAGGCAUUCAUUUAUUUCCGCCGUUUGACAGUGACAAGAUUCAGCAAUGGAUCAAUCAUUAAUACAAUGGAUGUAGCCUUCAGCUCAUCUUCUGUUCCUAAAGCCACUGAGAUAGGCACCGUUUUGAUCAGCGCGGCCCAACAUAUCACUGCUUUCAACAUUGAAAGUGCCUCAGUGACAAUUGAUGACAUAAUUCUGAACAAUGCAGUGAGCAUCAGCAAGAGCAAUCUCUCCACAGCUUUCUUUUUCGUACUUUUGUCAUUGCUCGUGUCAAGACAACAAUUGUUUCCAGGAUGUUACCCUUUUUAAACAAUACUUAGUAGUUUACAAACAGUGGCAUGGAGAUGGGUCUUCCAAAAAAGUAAUUAUGGUGUAUGUGAAUGCUGAUCUAAGUGUCUCUCAAAUAUUCUGUCAUUUUGAGUAGAUGGGUAAAUAGUACAAUGCAUUAGUUGAUGAAUAAUAACAUCAGCAGAUGACACGUUUCGUUAACCGUGCUACCUUGAGAUGAUCCUACAGUUUUGAGUGUAUGUCUAUGUAUGACAGUGAUGCAUGAAGAGGGUAAACCAGGGCUUGGCAUGGCUAGAAAAUGCCCAUUAAAAUGGAAGAAAAUCUGUGUCAAUACAGCCAAUAUGCAAUCAUUUUCUAGUUAUGAUUUUUUGGUUUAAUUUCUAGUUUGAUUCUUCAAACAAGAAAAGCGAGCAUAACAAUACAACACUUAAAGUUGCUAUGCUACAAUAAGGAUUAUUCUUUAUCUAUGAUUGCAGCUUUAAAAAGUUUGAAUGUAUAUUGGUCAUGUGCCUUAUUAAUGUGACUAUUGACUAGAAUUGUUAUAGUAUUAAAGAAUACAUAUUUAA